GCUCAUUUCACAAUGGUCCCGCCCAUACAGUGCAAGGCUGGCAGCACAGCCGCUUCACAGUAGAUGAGCAAUAGAGAGUUAGAGGAAUAUGUCUCCACUGUGAGCACCAGAAAGGAAACACUUAGAGCAAGCAAACAGGAGCUCUGCUGCUGCUGUGUUGAGAGAAGCUCAGAGCAGAGCCCAGAUCCUGUCGUGGGUAAAUCCCCUGCCGUCGACACUCGUAGCUGCCCUGUCGAGCAGCACAGCGUUUUCUUCGGCCUCCAUCCUCUUGCUCCUCAUGUUCCUGGGAGCUGAGCGGAGGGCAGGGCGAGGACACGCAGCCUGCCAGCCGGAGUCACACGCACCGUGAUUGGGAUUGGGACUGGGAUGGGGCUGCACAGGAGGCUGCUUUUUGCCGUGCUCACGGUCUCGUGCGUCCUGAUCGUCUACAUUCUGGCUUUGACCCUGGAGAGGCCUCUGGUGCCUCUCUACGACUUGAUACAGAGGGCGAGCGGCGUCUCAUCCGAGGAGCCUCUCCACGGGCCGAGCAACGAUGCCCACUUGACCUUCCUGCCCCCAGUGCCCAGCUCACAUCCAGACAGGGAUGUAGGGAAUUUAUACCUAAUGCAUCACAAAGUGCAAAAACCACUCCUGGCUAACGAGACAUCCAAGUCCAGAUCUGAUGAUGCCAAUAACAAAACCAGGAUCGAUACCAAACGACCUACAGUGAAGCCUGCUCAGCCAGCCAAACCUACAGACCCUUCCUUCAUAGGAGACUCGUACAUGAGCGCAGACGUCCCUCCACAGACGGGCUGUCCAGACAGCAUCCGAAGUCGGGUGGGGAAAACUGAAUUUGGGGCACGAUUUCUGGAAAGUAUUCCAGUUUUGCAGUGGGCCAGACACGUGACACCUGAACAGCACUGGCGUCUGAGCCAUUAUCCAGGAGCACAUGGCUGGGGAGGGAUCGAUUACAACACGCUGGUGGAAACACUCUCUGUCCUCAACUCUCCUGCUAACUGGCAGAUGUUGGACAACUGGAAGGCUGCUGGCAAUAAGUCGGAGUGCAGUCGCUGUGCGGUGGUGGGGAAUGGAGGGAUACUGAAGAACUCCCAGAAAGGGAAGGAGAUCGACAGCCAUCACUAUGUCUUCAGGACAAAUGGGGCAAUCAUUAAGGGCUUUGAGGAGGACGUGGGGUCUCGGACCACCCACUACACGUUCUCCACAAACACGCUGAUGAAUUCCAUGUUGAGCUACGCAGGUGACGGGUACAGAGGACCCCCCGUAUCUAAGGAAACGCGGUACGUUUUCCUGCCGGAUCACGACCGAGAUUACCUGCUGAUGAAAGCAGUGGCGACGCACACCCUGGUGGACAGGGGGCGUGAGAAGGGCAAAAAUCCAGUGAAGUACUUUGGUGAGGACGUGUCAGCAGAGAAGUUGAAGAUGUACCAUCCUGAUUUCAUCCGUUACCUCAGAAACAGAUUCCUCAGAUCUACGACUCUGAAAAGCAAAUUCAAAAACAUCUACCGUCCAUCAACCGGUGCCACGAUGCUGCUGGCAGCGCUCCACACCUGCGAUCAGGUAAGUGCGUACGGCUUCAUGACCCCAGACUACAAGAAAUACUCUGACCACUAUUACGACAAAAACUAUCACCCUGUGGGCUUCUACGCCAACCACGACCUGCGUAUGGAGAUGAAUCUGUGGCAGCAGCUGCACAAGGCCGGCCUCAUACGGCUCUACAUGCACAACUGAGGAUGAUGAGAAAUUUCAUCACUCCAUCUGCACGCGGAUCACCAGCAUAUACGGGGAGACGGGAUGUGCAGAAAUGUGGGACUGUGCCCGUCUCAAAAUGACACUUCACGACUUUCAGAAAUAAACGCGAAACCAGCAGAUGAUUUCUUUACAUGAAGGAAAUGAUGAUAAUUUUUUUUCUAAAGGACAGCUGCUGUUAUUGUUCAGCAGGGAGAUGGGAUUUAUGGGACUAUUAUUUGUUUUGCCUCUUUUUAAAGGAACCUUUCUGUCUUCGGAUGCAUUAUUUUGGUGACUGGUAGGGGGGGAAAUGGAUCUUAUUAUGUUAAUUUAAAAAAAAAGAAACGAUUUUUGGAUUAAAGGGCCGGCUGGUCUGGACCACAUGAUCCUGUGACGGUGAAUUGUAUCGGUGUAAGCUGUGAGUCACAAUCUUUAACAUACUGUCAGACUGUUAAGACGCUUUUUAACAAGGAGGAGCUCUCCUCCUCCUCCUCCUCAUUUUCCAUCAUACAUGGGCUCUUCCAGUGUUUCACUUACCUGCUAGUUCAAACUAUGAGGGGCAACCAAUAAGAAGAAAGGUGGCUCGAAGGAAGCUAACGUGGUUAAUUUCAAACAGAGAAUAAACUGAGGGGCUGCACCAGUGGAAGAUUUAAAAAGAAUGGUAAAUGGCCUGUAUUUGUAUAGCGCUUUACUAGUCCCUAAGGACCCCAAAGCGUUUUACACA
Oreochromis niloticus (Nile tilapia) is the source of this 2449-nucleotide messenger RNA. RefSeq names its product ST6 (alpha-N-acetyl-neuraminyl-2,3-beta-galactosyl-1,3)-N-acetylgalactosaminide alpha-2,6-sialyltransferase (gene st6galnac). Bases 367 to 1728 code for a protein of 453 amino acids. Gene Ontology annotation, molecular function: sialyltransferase activity. NCBI's taxonomy places the organism in Eukaryota, Metazoa, Chordata, Actinopteri, Cichliformes, Cichlidae. The transcript is spliced from 10 exons. The record is from RefSeq and is a predicted model, not a curated record.